Fusarium subglutinans is the source of this 927-nucleotide messenger RNA. Its product is annotated as FAD dependent oxidoreductase. NCBI's taxonomy places the organism in Eukaryota, Fungi, Ascomycota, Sordariomycetes, Hypocreales, Nectriaceae. Gene Ontology annotation, molecular function: protein binding. The record is from RefSeq and is a predicted model, not a curated record. The transcript has 4 exons. The coding region runs from base 1 to 927 and encodes 308 amino acids.
AUGGAGGUGGCGACCAAAUCAUCGAUCACCGACCUCAAAGUUAUGCAUUCCAGGAAGAUGUCCAUCGAUGGGCAUAACUUUCUGUGCCUUCGGGGGGGCGUAUCCGGCGAACAAGGCUUCGAGCUCUGGGGUCCAGCUGAAGAGGCACACGCUGUCUAUCGUGCCAUCUUGUCUCAUGGGUCUGAGUUUGGUAUUCGUCAACUGGGCUACCGUGCCAAGACAGUGAAUCACGUGGAAGGGACGUUUCCUACUCCAUGGCUCGAUUUCCUCCCUUCGUUUCAUGGAGAAGACCUCGAUCUGAUUGAAUACCGUCAGUUUCUUAGAACUUCGGGUUUGGCCUCUCCGGCCUUGCUACAUAUUGGAGCUUCUGGUAAUUAUAGCUCUCGUCCAUCUGCUCAUCACCGCACACCAUUUGAUCUUGGAUGGGGCUGGCUUGUUAACUUUGACCAUGAUUUCAUCGGCAAAGAAACCUUGAAGGAAAUAGCCAGCGACCCUCCAAAUGCCCUCGUGACCUUGGAAUGGAACAGCAAGGAUGUUACAGAUGUGUAUGCAUAUCUCUUCUGCAACGAGACGCUAGACUUUAUGGAAAUGCCACGAGAUCGGGGAGGCGUGACAGGAAGUGGUGUAUAUGAUGAUGACAAACUAGUUGGCUGCGCCGUCUCGCGCUGCUAUAGCUACUGGUUCAAGAAGAUGAUAUCUCUUUGUAUCAUCGAGAUGAAGUACUCAACACCCGGAACAGAAGUUUUGGUAAAGUGGGGGAACAACGGGAGUCUACAAAAGAUGAUACGCGCUUCCAACGUGUCUACUGCCGUUGGAGCUCCUGUUAAUCUGGGUGCCUUUAAGCACACGAUCAAGAACGACGAAAUCAUGUUUUUCGUUACCGCAGAUGAUAGAACUCAAGCCUUCGCAUUCGAGUUUGAGGUUUAG